AUGAAAUAAAGAUCAACCACUCCGACUCAGUGGUUCCGAUCAUGGCCGAUGAUGAGUCACGUACCAUCCUGUUGGAGAAGAACGAAGAUUGCCCUGGUUGUAUCAUUGAUCGAACUAAGCAAGAUCAACGAGGCGUCCCUUACUUCCACCUCUCCUUCAUCUGGCUCGUCUCACUCUGCACCGCUCUCCCAAUAUCUUCACUGUUUCCGUAUCUUUAUUUCAUGAUCAGAGACUUUCAUAUUGCAAAACAAGAAGAAGAUAUUGGUUUCUAUGCUGGUUUUGUUGCAUCAUCAUUCAUGAUUGGAAGAGCUUUGACAUCUAUUUUCUGGGGGAAAUUAGCUGAUCGAUAUGGUCGCAAACCUAUUAUCCUAAUUGGGACAUUCUCAGUGAUCAUAUUCAAUACCCUCUUUGGUCUAAGUACAAGUUUCUGGCUUGCAAUUUCCGUUAGAUUUUUUCUCGGCUGCUUCAAUUGUCUACUUGGAGUUAUAAGGGCAUAUGCUUCCGAAGUCGUUAGUGAAGAGUAUAAUGCUCUUAGUCUUUCUGUUGUGAGUACAUCGAGAGGUAUAGGAUUGAUACUAGGUCCUGCUAUUGGAGGCUAUCUUGCUCAGCCUGCAGAAAAGUACCCAAAUAUAUUUUCCCAGAGUUCAGUUUUUGGGAGGUUUCCAUAUUUUCUGCCGAGCUUAGUUAUAUCAGUCUAUGCUACUGGGGUUCUCAUCGCCUGCUGGUGGCUUCCUGAAACACUUCAUACCCGUUGUAGAAUUGCACAAGGGAGACUUAAUCCAACUGAGCUAAACGAUGAUGAAAGCAGAGGAGGAGGACUUGAUGACCAGAAAAUAAUUAGUAAGCCAAGUCUCUUGAGAAAUCGUCCAUUGAUGGCUAUCAUCAUCGUGUAUUGUGUCUUUUCCCUCCAAGAGAUAGCUUACUCUGAGAUAUUCUCACUCUGGGCUGUUAGUGACCGAAGCUAUGGAGGAUUGAGCUUCUCAUCUCAAGAUGUUGGUGAAGUUUUAGCUAUAUCAGGACUUGGGCUUCUGGUGUUUCAACUUUUGGUAUACCCGCCUUUGGAGAAGACCGUGGGACUACUUGCGGUUAUACGUCUUUCUGCGGUAUUGCUGAUACCUCUGCUUUCGUGUUACCCCUAUAUAGCUUUGCUUUCUGGGGUGACCCUUCAUGUAGUGAUAAAUUGUGCAUCCAUCUUAAAAAACGCUUUGUCUAUCUCUCUUGUCACAGGACUGUUUAUCAUGUUGAACAAGGCUGUGCCUCAGAAUCAGAGAGGUGCUGCUAAUGGCAUUUCUAUGACCGCAAUGUCUGUUUUCAAAUCAUUUGGCCCUGCCGGUGGAGGGGUCUUAUUCUCAUGGGCACAAAAGAGACAAGACGCGACUUUCCUUCCAGGUGAUGAGAUGGUGUUCUUGGUGUUGAACUUGGUACAGCUCGUAGGAUUGAUUCUAACGUUCAUACCUUACAUUUCCCAAAUCGAGUAAUUUUGGGCUGAUUUGAUUGACAAAAAGGUUUUUGACGCUGGAAGAAGAACAUGGACAAAGAGGGGCAAAGAACAAGAAGAAGCGAAACAAGAGUUCAUAGAGAUCUUGAAAGUGUUAGAAAGAGAGCUUGGAGAUAAGGUCUACUUCGGAGGAAACGACAACGUGUCGAUGGUGGACUUGGUCCUCAUCUCCUAUUACCCUUGGUUCCACACAUGGGAGACAAUUGGUGGUUUUAGCGUCGAGGAUCACACUCCCAAGCUAAUGGACUGGAUCCGUAAAUGCUUAACCCGACCCGCUAUCUCGAAAUCUUUACCUGACCCGCUAAAGAUUUUUGAUCGAGUCACUCAGAUCAUAAAAGUCCAUGAGUUCUUCUAUGGUUAUUGAUUCUCCAAAUCGUACGCUCUAUUUAUGUAAGUUCAAAAUAAUAAGAAAAUUUGUAAUGCUUAUGGGAAGUGGUUGCCGUGAAAAUUUAUGUUUCCUUUGAUAUUUUAAUUGAAAAUAAAAUGUGUUUGCAUGU
Messenger RNA from Arabidopsis arenosa, 1995 nucleotides. Lineage: Eukaryota; Viridiplantae; Streptophyta; Magnoliopsida; Brassicales; Brassicaceae. The record is from the annotation of a GenBank genome assembly.